AUGCGCACGGAACGAGCUUUGGAAGCAGCCUCUCGUGAGCGUUCCCAAGCUCAAAUGGACAAGACAACCCUCUUGGACAAGAGUGCAGCUUUUGUUCGUGGACUCGAAGGUCAAGCUGAAGACAUGAGGCGUGUCAUUUCAGAGAAUAUGGAAACGAAGAUGGCUAAAACCACUCAGGAGCACAUGCAGGGGGAGGUGACGUGGGACAAGUGGGCGUAUACCGGUAGCAUGAUGGAAAUUAGCAACACGAAAGCAUUGUUGAAGAUCGUCCAAGACAAAAUAGCUAACCCAUUUGCUUGCUUAACACUUGGUGGGUUGCAAGAAAACAUCGCGGAAGCAAACCGCAAGAUUGCCACAGCCAAGGCAACCCAGCCAGAGUUGGAAGCACAGAAGGAGGUCAAGGAGACCAUUGCCGCUAUCGAAGGAGACAGCCCUUGA
Molecule: messenger RNA, 438 nt
Organism: Seminavis robusta
Lineage: Eukaryota; Bacillariophyta; Bacillariophyceae; Naviculales; Naviculaceae
Source: the annotation of a GenBank genome assembly